This is a messenger RNA of Galleria mellonella (greater wax moth), 1180 nucleotides long. RefSeq names its product aquaporin-4-like. The record is from RefSeq and is a predicted model, not a curated record. NCBI's taxonomy places the organism in Eukaryota, Metazoa, Arthropoda, Insecta, Lepidoptera, Pyralidae. Gene Ontology annotation, biological process: transmembrane transport. Gene Ontology annotation, molecular function: water channel activity. The transcript has a single exon. The coding region runs from base 220 to 1002 and encodes 260 amino acids. Gene Ontology annotation, cellular component: plasma membrane.
UAUUACUCGUACCGUGUGCUGGCCGCGAGACAGUCGUGUGUGAUCAGUUCUAGCAAAUGUUGAUUAUUACAGUUAAACGUAAAGACCAGUUAGUUACAAAGUGAAUGUGAAUCAUCAGCUGAUAAUAUCCGUUAUUCGGUUCGGUGAACAGUGCGUGAUUUGAAUUUUAUAGCUCCAAAUGCUCGUAAUUCGAUAAUACGUGACGCACAAUCGAUUAAUAUGACGGUGCCACCAAACACUCAAUCAAUCGUCAUCGGUGUAAUCGAGAGUAAACCUAUUAAACCUAAUUCAGUCUCCAAAUCGAUAUCAACUUGGUGUGCAAUACAAUGGAAGGGAAUCUUAGCCGAGUUCUUGGCUACAACGCUAUUGAUAAUAUUUGGAUGCAUGUCAUGUAUACCUAUAGAGGGAUUAUCACAGAAUCCUGCUCUAUAUGCACCAUUAGGUUUCGGUUUAGCAGUCAUGUUUAAUAUACAGAUAUUUGGUCACAUAUCUGGUGCAUAUAUGAAUCCUUUCGUUACAAUUACUGCUGUCAUAUGGGGUAAAAUAACGUUAUCACUUGGCAUAGCUUUUAUAAUCGUUGAAUGUGCUGGUGCAAUUUUAGGCUAUGGAUUCCUACUUCUUGUUUCCCCUGUCGAUAUGGUAGCCGAAGGAAUAUGUUUAACACAGCUGCACAGAAACAUUAACGAGAUCCAAGGGUUUGCUAUUGAGGUGGUCUUGACGGCAGCACUUUCAUUUAUAAACUGUGGUGUGUGGGAUCCAACAAAUGAACAUAAACAAGACUCCAGCCCAUUGAAGUUUGGUUUGACCAUAGUUGGAUUAUCUGUAGCUGGUGGCCCUCUAACCGGAGCUAGUAUGAAUCCAGCUAGAACAUUGGGACCUGCAGUUUGGAAUAAUAAUUGGGACGGCCAUUGGGUGUACUGGGUGGGGCCUUUAUUCGGUGGUAUUUUAGCAGCUGUUAUCUAUAAAUAUAUAUGGCUAGAUAAACGGAAGCAAGAACAAUAAUUAGCAUAAUUAUUUUAAACAUUUAUACGAUGUAACACUGUAAAUAUCAAAUGCAUUUCAAAUGCAAGCAUGAAGAUUUCGUUAUAACUUUAUUUAUACCUAUAUUGCCAACUUAGUUACGGGCCGUUUACCUUCACACACUUUAAACAUGGCGUUAUAAAUAUAUUAUAAGUUAUAU